This is a messenger RNA of Quercus robur (English oak), 441 nucleotides long. RefSeq names its product calcium-dependent protein kinase 1-like. The transcript is spliced from 4 exons. Gene Ontology annotation, molecular function: enzyme regulator activity; calcium ion binding. NCBI's taxonomy places the organism in Eukaryota, Viridiplantae, Streptophyta, Magnoliopsida, Fagales, Fagaceae. The coding region runs from base 1 to 441 and encodes 146 amino acids. The record is from RefSeq and is a predicted model, not a curated record.
AUGUUCAAAACGAUAGACACGGACAAUAGCGGUCAAAUUACUUAUGAAGAACUCAAGGCUUGUUUGAAAAGAGUAGGAGCUAAUCUUAAGGAGUCUGAAAUUUUAGCUAUGAUGGAUAGUGCAGAUAUUGAUAACAGUGGAACCAUUGAUUAUGGAGAAUUCAUUGCUGCAACAUUGCAUCUGAACAAAAUUGAGAGAGAGGAUCAUCUAUUUGCAGCUUUUUCCUACUUCGAUAAGGAUGGAAGUGGUUUUAUUACUGCUGAUGAGAUUCAAAAAGCUUGUGAGGAGUUUGGCAUAGAAGAUGUUCGCCUGGAAGAUUUGAUCCAAGAAGUUGAUCAGGACAACGAUGGAGCAAUAGAUUACAAUGAGUUUGUGGCGAUGAUGCGAAAAGGAGACCCAGGGGCGGAGCCACUUGGCAUGGCUCCCCCAAAAAAUUUUUAA